Messenger RNA from Gadus chalcogrammus (walleye pollock), 4052 nucleotides. Its product is annotated as dynamin-2-like. The transcript has 20 exons. Bases 266 to 2842 code for a protein of 858 amino acids. Gene Ontology annotation, molecular function: GTPase activity; microtubule binding; GTP binding. The record is from RefSeq and is a predicted model, not a curated record. Gene Ontology annotation, cellular component: cytoplasm; membrane; microtubule. NCBI's taxonomy places the organism in Eukaryota, Metazoa, Chordata, Actinopteri, Gadiformes, Gadidae.
CAGAACUUAUUUACUUACUCUCAAGUAGCUUGACGUUUUACAAUCAAUGAUCAUAUAUCGAUAUCGAAUUUUGCUCUUCUCCAGACUGUUGGGUUAGCUGUAUGCUCUAAUCAAAUUUAAUUGUAAAAGAAAAGAGAGAGAAAAACAGCUAAAACUCCCGUUUGAACUUUUUUGGUUUGCCAGCAAAAAAGCUAAGCGCAGAGCGUCGCGUUGUCUUCAGACCGUGAGGUGAGCAGAGCAAAGCCUGCUGGGCCGAGGUGCUGCUAUGGGGAACCGGGGAAUGGAAGAUCUGAUCCCUCUCAUCAACAAACUCCAAGAUGCGUUCAGCUCCAUCGGCCAGAGCUGCAACCUGGACCUGCCCCAGAUAGCUGUCGUCGGCGGCCAGAGCGCUGGGAAAAGCUCGGUCUUGGAAAAUUUUGUGGGCAGGGACUUUCUUCCCAGAGGCUCUGGCAUCGUCACCCGCCGGCCUCUCGUCCUGCAGCUCAUUAACAGUAAAUCAGAACAUGCUGAGUUCCUGCACUGUAAGAGCCGGAAGUUUGUGGACUUUGAGGAGGUCCGUGCGGAGAUCGAGGCAGAGACGGACAGGAUCACGGGCUCCAACAAGGGCAUCUCGCCCGUUCCCAUCAACCUGUGUGUCUACUCCCCAAAUGUGCUGAACCUGACGCUGAUAGACCUGCCGGGGAUGACCAAGGUUGCCGUGGGCGACCAGCCGGUGGACAUCGAGCACCAGAUCCGGGACAUGCUGCUGCAGUUCAUCACCAAGGAGAGCUGCCUGAUCCUGGCCGUGACCCCGGCCAACAUGGACCUGGCCAACUCCGACGCCCUGAAGAUCGCCAAGGAGGUGGACCCGCAAGGCCUUCGGACCAUCGGAGUGAUCACCAAGCUGGACCUGAUGGAUGAGGGCACAGACGCCCGGGACAUACUGGAAAACAAGCUCCUCCCUCUACGCAGGGGGUACAUUGGAGUGGUGAACCGCAGCCAGAAGGACAUCGACGGGAGAAAGGACAUCUCCGCCGCGCUGGCGGCAGAGAGGAAGUUCUUCCUGUCGCACCCGGCCUACAGACACAUCGCUGAACACAUGGGCACACCUCACCUGCAGAAGACCCUCAACCAGCAACUCACCAACCACAUCAGGGACACCCUGCCCGCGCUGCGCAGCAAGAUGCAGAGCCAGCUGCUGUCCCUGGAGAAGGAGGUGGAGGAACACAAGAGCUUCCGCCCGGAUGACCCCAACCGCAAGACCAAGGCCCUGCUGCAGAUGGUGCAGCAGUUUGGCGUGGACUUUGAGAAGUGCAUCGAGGGAUCAGGCGACCAGGUGGACACCUCCAACCUGUCUGGCGGAGCCAAAAUAAACCGCAUCUUCCACGAGCGCUUCCCCUACGAGUUGGUCAGGAUGGAGUUUGACGAGAAGGAGCUGAGGAAAGAAAUAAGUUACGCCAUCAAAAACAUCCAUGGAGUCAGGACAGGCCUGUUCACCCCCGACCUGGCGUUUGAGGCCAUAGUGAAAAAGCAGAUCAUUAAGCUGAAAGACCCUUGUCUGAAAUGCGUUGACCUCGUCGUCUCCGAGCUCGCGGCGCUGAUCAUGAAGUGCACGGAUAAGCUCACCUCCUACCCCAGACUGAGAGAGGAGACAGAGCGGAUCGUCACCACCCAUGUCCGAGACAGAGAGAGUAAAACCAAAGAUCAGGUGUUGCUGCUGAUUGACAUAGAGCUGUCCUACAUCAACACAAACCAUGAGGACUUCAUCGGUUUUGCCAACGCACAGACAAGAAGUGCAUCAAACGCAACUAAGAAGAGAGUUAUGCCUAACCAGGUGAUCCGCAGAGGGUGGCUGACCAUCAACAUCAGCAUUAUGAAGGGAGGAUCCAAGGACUACUGGUUUGUCCUCACCGCCGAGUCCCUCUCCUGGUAUAAGGAUGAAGAGGAGAAAGAGAAGAAGUACAUGCUGCCUCUUGACAAUCUGAAUCUCAGGGAUGUGGAGAAGGGCUUCAUGUCAAGCAAACACGUGUUCGCCAUCUUCAACACGGAGCAGAGGAACGUGUAUAAAGACCUCCGGCAGAUCGAGCUGGGCUGUGACACCCAGGAGGAUGUGGACAGCUGGAAGGCCUCCCUCCUACGAGCCGGGGUGCAUCCUGAGAAAAGCCAGGGCGACGGCGAUGAGACAAUGACCUCUGGGGACAGCGUGUCCAUGGACCCCCAGCUGGAGAGACAAGUGGAGACCAUCCGCAACCUGGUGGACUCCUACAUCGGCAUCGUGAACAAGUCCAUCCGGGACUUCAUGCCCAAGACCAUCAUGCACCUGAUGAUCAACAGCGCUAAGAACUUCAUCCACGCCGAGCUGCUGGCCUACCUGUACGAGGACCAGAACAGCCUGAUGGAGGAGUCUCCUGAGCAGGCCCAGAGGAGGGACGAGAUGCUGAAGAUGUACCAGGCCCUCAAGGAGGCGCUGGUCAUCAUCGGAGACAUCAGCACCAGCACCAUCUCUGCUCCCCUGCCGCCUCCGGUGAACAAUGACUGGCUGGCCAAGGAACCCAGUCCUCCCACGGCGUCUCGCGCGGCCGCCACCGCGGCCCCCCCACCCGUUCGGCCCCCCGUGGCGAGGGGGCCAGCCGCCGGGGGCCCGCCCCUCCCCCUCAACCCGUCCCCUGCGUUCGGGGUCCCGUCCAUCCCCUCCAGACCGGGCCCCCCGGGGGCCUACGGACUCCCCGCGGACCCCGGCGCUGCCCAGAGGAUGCCCUCCCGGCCCGCCCGCAUCCCCCCCGUCAUUCCAGGUCGAAGACCCCCCGCUGCUCCCACCAGACCUACUAUCAUACGCUCCUCGGAGCCGUCCUUGCUUGACUAGACAUAUUUACACUUAUUAUAAUGUUUUUCAUUAUUUUCUCCUUGGUCUAAAUAGGAUGUUAGGGAUGUAAUCCAUUUUAUAUUCUUGUAUUUUUAUCAAUGUAUUACUACUAUAUUUGGUAAUCCUUAAGGGUAAGUAAACCCCUAAAUCAACGGUUCCGAUGGUUCUCACCAAGUGUUGGUGAACAUUUCUAAUAUGCUCUGCUAAGAUAUAUGUUAAGUUCCUACACAGUUCCUACAGAUAUUCUCUGUGAAAUACAAAAGGUAAGCUACAUCCGGCUUAUAACGCUUUUAAAGAGUGGUCAUUUUCUAUUGGCUGAGCACCCUGGCACAAGCGAGUGUGAUGCAAGUUUUGAACGCCACUCACACUUGCUGCUAUGGAAACCAAUGUGUCAAUUUUUUCUAAAAUCUUUAUGACUGUCAACUUUUCAACUUUUGGGCAGAAGUUCUGCUAAACAGGGUUUUACUUUUCCUUAAAUAAGUUAUAUGCAGAAGUUUCAAAAAGCAUCCUGCAUGUCUAUUUUUAAGGCAUUAUUACACUUUCAGUGUUAUAAAAAGGGAAGAUUUCUUUUUACUGAAUCAUUUAAUUAUGGGAUGAGGAAAUUAUCUGAAAUUGACUUUAUGCUGCCUCUUUUUGAACUGAGAAAGCUGUAUUGUUUGUACGCCCAAUGGCAAAAUUGCACAAGAAGUCAAAUAAACGCUCCAUAUUUCAUGUUUUGAUCAAAUAUCGAUUUUGUAUACUGCCUUUUAUUCGCAACUAUAUUCGCAUCUGUAAUUGUUGCACGACAUUGUUAUGACCGGUCAGAAGACUCCAUUUGGUCCAAAUGUAAUAUGUACAGUAUGUUAUGCGUGAAUAGAUUGUCAGUAUUGGUGUUCUUAUUGGCUGUCAAAAUGCCUAAUUUCACGGACCAAUUCAACUAAAAGCUGAAGGGAUAAAGAGCAGACACCCGAGUUCAUGUCCAACAUCAAGUUUCUAGUGGUAGUUUUUAUAAUGAGUUGUUUGGAAUCAUGUUGUUGGAAAAAACAUAAAUCCAAGUGUCUCUUGAACCUAAAGCCUUGUCCUACUGAUUGACUUUGCUGGUUGACCCAAGAAUGGUUGAAACACGACACUAGUGCCAAUAUGGAUGACGGAUUGUGUGAUCAUGAAUGCACUGGGACCAAAUAAAGGAACUAAAGCUGUUGCACCUCCUUCUAUAUGUCUGUUUUUUUGA